AGCCAUCGAGCCGGCAGGAGCCGUGGUGCCUGCAGAGCCUGCCCUGCACUGCGCUGCCCCAGGGCAUCCCCCGCUGCUGUGCCUGUGCCCCCCGGGCCACGGGGGACCCCCAGGGCAAGGAGGAGGAGGAGGAGCCCCCCGAGAGCACCUGCAGGCUGCUGCACUUCCGCAGGUUUGCCCUGGGGGACAAUGGGGAGUUGAGCGUUGAUGGCCUCUGCACCCUGGGGGAGGCCGAGGGGGAGCUGCUGGAGGAAUCUGGUCCCGAGCCAGGGGGCAGGAACGUGGGGAGCAGCCUCUGCCUGGCCAAGUACCUGCUGGGGGUCCUGGGGGACCCCUUCUGCGACGCCGUCCGCAGGGACAGGGACAUGUGGCCGGGAGCCCCCGGCGGGCCCGAGGAGGGUCCAGCACAGCCGCCUGAGUGCACCCCAGGGCGAGACCACCCCGUCACAGCCCUGGUCCCCACGCAGUUCGUGCCCACCUGUGUCCUGACCAGGCUCUGGAAGCUUCUGCACGAGGUCAGGGCCAAGUUUGGCAUCGAGUCCCGCUGUCCCUGCGGGCGAGGGGCUGCGGAGCAGAGCCCGGCCGAGCCCCCGGGCAGGCAGGAGCCGCCAGGGGCCGCGGUGCCCACCCUGCCACCCCCCAGCCGCGGCCAAGCCGACCCCUCCCGGCCCAUCAAGGAAGAGAGCCCCGAGCUGGGGCCGCCGUCGCCGGGGCAGCCCCCGGCACGGGGGGCCGUGCAGACCACCACGCUGUGCGACCUGCUGGCCUCCACCGCCGUGAAGCUGUGCCUGGGGCAGGACGGGGUGCGCAUGGCCUUCGCCCCCGUGGUGCCCACGCUGCCCAGUGACAACCGCCUGACCAGCAUCCUGGACAGCAUCAUCGCCCGCGUGGUGGAGAGGAAGAUCCAGGAGAGGCAGGCGGGGGGGGGAGAGCUGAGCCCCCCCAGCCCCUCUGAGCCCCCCGCAUCCCACUGCGUGCUGGAGCCCAGCGGGCUGCUCUGGCUCCACGACCCCGGCCACGCCAGCAACUACAAACUCUUCCAGGAGCACUGGCGGCAGGGCCAGCCCGUGCUGGUUUCAGGGCUGCAGAAGAGGCUGGAGGGGCGGCUCUGGGGGCCGGAGUCGUUCCGCCCAGCCCGGGGGGAGCAGGAGGUGGAGGCGGUGAACCUGCGGGCACCGGCGAGCCGCGUCCGCCUGAGCAGCUGGCAGUUCUGGGAUGGCUUUGCCACCAGUGCAGCAUCCCCAGAGCGGGAACAUGGCGGUGGGGACUUGCUGAAGCUGGAGAGUGGCCUUGGGGACAUGGAGCUGAGCCGGGUCACCAACCUGCGUGCCAGCCUGCCCCUGCCCGAGUACUGCGGGGCCAGUGGUCGCCUCAACCUGGCCACCCACCUGCGGGGCCAGCGGGGCCGGCACUGGCUGCGCCCGCGCGUCUGUGCAGCCUACGGCGUGCGCCCGCGGGACCAGAACGUCGGGACCAAAAACCUGGCGGUGGAAGCGGCCGAUUCCAUCAACGUGCUGGUUCACACGGAGGCGGCACCGCGGGAGGCGCUCCUGCCCGGCGACGUGGGUGACAUGGACGUGGCGCUGCGGGAGCGGCUCAAGGACACGACGGGGGCCCGGCCCGGGGCACUGUGGCACAUCUUCCGUGCGGAGGAUGCCUUGCAGAUCCGGGAUUUCCUGCGCAGGGUAUCCGAGGAGCUGGGGCAGGAGGAGGGGAGAACGGGGGAGCCCCCUGGGUGCUCCCUGGACCCCCCCGGGCGUUACCUGGACGCAGGGAUGCGGAGGCGGCUGCGGGAGGAGUGCGGGGUGAGCGGCUGGACCCUCCUGCAGUGCCUGGGGGACGCCGUGCUGGUCCCCGCGGGGGCUCCCCACCAGGUGCAGAGCCUCACGGGCACCAUCAGCGUGGAGCAGCGGUUCCUGUCCCCGGAGAGCUGCGCCCGCCUCCGGCAGCUCAGCCCCGAUCCCGAUCCCACCGGGGCCACGCGCCAGCUCCCAGCCCAGCUGGAUGGGAUGAUCUUCUCGGCCGUGCGGGAGGCGCUGGGGGUCCUGCGGGGCUGCAAGUGAGCCCGUGGAACGCUGGAAGGACGCCCUGACGAGUCUGGGAUGGGGGCUGGACGUGGGCCUGG
Molecule: messenger RNA, 2125 nt
Organism: Empidonax traillii (willow flycatcher)
Lineage: Eukaryota; Metazoa; Chordata; Aves; Passeriformes; Tyrannidae
Product: lysine-specific demethylase hairless-like
Exons: 15
Biological process (GO): regulation of transcription by RNA polymerase II
Cellular component (GO): histone deacetylase complex; chromatin
Molecular function (GO): chromatin DNA binding; transcription coregulator activity; histone H3K9 demethylase activity
Source: RefSeq, a predicted model, not a curated record